ACAUCCCUGUAGCGACCAUGUGUAUCCACCACUGUGUACAACGCGUUAUUCGUGAAUAUUUAUAAAUACGGUCCCUAGACUUGAAGUGUAAAGACUGACUUUACGUACGCAAAUUAAUCCAGCGUGAAUCUCCUGCUCUUCUUCGCUCGCUUCAUCUGAAACUCCAGCUCUCAUCGUGUGGCAGCAGGUUUCCCGAUGAUGGCUUGACAACGUGACAUGUUUACAGUCCGACCCGCGGUCAGUGCCUUAGUUAAACACUCACAAACGAUACAGACAAGAGGUGGUUUUUAUAAUCUCUGUUGCACGAUGACUGAAUCACCAAAAGACGAAAACACAGCCAAGCUGCUGAAAAGAGCCAACGAGGCAAAUGGAGACUCGUCUGAGAGGCUACAGGCUGCAAAGAGAUUGAAAACAGAAGGGGAGCAGGCUGACGAUGAGAAGAAAUAUCCUAAAAAGAAAGUGGUGCUUCUCUUGGCCUACUCGGGAAAGGGCUACUAUGGCAUGCAGAGGAAUCCUGGAACCGCUGAGUUCAAGACCAUCGAGGGCGAUCUGGUCACUGCUCUUGUUAAAUCUGGCUGCAUUCCUGAAAACCACGGUGAUGACAUGAAGAAGAUGUCUUUCCAAAGAUGUGCCAGAACAGAUAAGGGUGUGUCUGCUGCCGGCCAAGUCGUGUCGCUAAAGCUGCGGCUGAUGGACGACGUCAUGGAGAAAAUCAACGAGAAUCUGGCAAAGCAGAUUAGAGUUCUAGGUCUUAAACGGGUGACCCAGGGUUUCAAUUCCAAAAACAACUGUGAUGGUCGCACUUACUCCUACAUGCUUCCAACUGUGGCCUUUGCCCCAAAAGACUUGGACACAGGGAACCCAGCAGCCUUUCGCCUCGAGCCAGGGAUAAUUCAGACAGUGAACCGUCUGUUCGCUCUGUACAAAGGAACCCACAACUUCCACAACUUCACCUCCCAGAAGGCUCCUAGCGACCCCAGCGCUCGCCGCUACAUCACCGAGAUGACCUGCGGGGAGCCGUUCAUCCGCAGCGACUCGGAGUUCGCAGAGAUCACCGUGCGAGGCCAGAGCUUCAUGAUGCACCAAAUCCGCAAGAUGAUUGGCCUGGUGAUUGCGAUAAUAAAAGGCUACGCGAAUGAGGAGGUGAUAGAGCGGAGCUGGGGACAGGGGAAGGUGGAUGUGCCCAAAGCUCCAGGACUGGGGCUGGUGCUAGAGAAGGUUCACUUUGACCGCUACAACAAGCGCUUCGGAGGGGACGGGCUGCACGAGUGCUUAGAGUGGGACGGCGAGGAGGAGCUAAUCAAGGCUUUCAAGGAGGCUCACAUCUACCCCACCAUUGUUGAGACGGAGGGCCAGGAGGGCUCCAUGGUCAGCUGGAUGGCCACACUCCCUAUCCACGACUUUGAAGGGACGGCGAGUGGUGCUCAAGACGCUAAGGACCAGAAACAGGACAAUGCAGAUGAAGGAAAUGACACAGAUUAGGUCACGUCUGCUGAAAGAGUCAUGAAAAUAUAAUUUUUUCGUUUGCUGAACUUUAGCCUUAUUUUGGUCGAAAUUUCCAUCUUCCAAGACUGAUGUUUUUUUAGUGGGUUUAAAUCUAUC
This is a messenger RNA of Limanda limanda (common dab), 1602 nucleotides long. It is a transcript of the gene pus1, whose product is annotated as pseudouridine synthase 1. The transcript is spliced from 6 exons. The record is from RefSeq and is a predicted model, not a curated record. Lineage: Eukaryota; Metazoa; Chordata; Actinopteri; Pleuronectiformes; Pleuronectidae. Gene Ontology annotation, biological process: mRNA pseudouridine synthesis; tRNA pseudouridine synthesis. The coding region runs from base 217 to 1482 and encodes 421 amino acids. Gene Ontology annotation, molecular function: pseudouridine synthase activity; RNA binding. Gene Ontology annotation, cellular component: nucleus.